This is a messenger RNA of Hyposmocoma kahamanoa, 2327 nucleotides long. RefSeq names its product zwei Ig domain protein zig-8-like. The transcript has 6 exons. Bases 88 to 957 code for a protein of 289 amino acids. Gene Ontology annotation, cellular component: neuron projection membrane. The record is from RefSeq and is a predicted model, not a curated record. Gene Ontology annotation, biological process: synapse organization. NCBI's taxonomy places the organism in Eukaryota, Metazoa, Arthropoda, Insecta, Lepidoptera, Cosmopterigidae.
GCGGUUAGGCGCGUCGUGGGCGUGGCAUGUGUCGCGGGCAGACGGCGCGGGCCCCGGCCCGCUAGCGCUCGCGAGGCCGCGGUCGCCAUGCGCGCACGCAUUGCAGCCGCGCACCUCGCCCUGCUCGUGCUGGCACACCUGCCUCCACCAGGCGUGUGCGACGUGGCGGGCGGGGCGGGUUCUGUAAACGCGCUGCCAGCGGGAGGCGCGGGCGCAGGGCGGCUGGCGCCCUCAUUCGACGCCGCUACGCCGCGCAACGUUACAGCGCUCGUGGGCAAGUCCGCCUAUCUCAGCUGCCGCGUACGCAACCUCGGCAAUAGAACGGUAUCGUGGAUCCGACACCGCGACUUGCACAUCCUGACGGUGGGCGGGUACACGUACACGUCCGACCAACGGUUCCAAGCGGUGCACUCGCCGCACACUGACGACUGGACGCUGCACGUCAAGUGGGCGCAGCAGCGCGACGCCGGCGUCUACGAGUGCCAGGUCUCCACGCAGCCCGUACGCUCGUUCUUCGUCACGCUGCACGUUGUUGUGCCAUCGGCGCGCAUUCUCGGCGGGCCGGACCUGCACGUGGACAUAGGGUCCACUAUCAACCUCACCUGCCUCAUCCAGUUCAGUCCCGAGCCGCCUGCCUACAUCUUCUGGUACCACGAGGACGAGGUGAUAUCGUACGACUCAUCCCGCGGCGGCGUGUCGGUGGUGACGGAGAAGGGCGCGGCCACCACCAGUUACCUGCUGGUGCAGGACGCGGCGCCGCACGACUCCGGUCGCUACUCCUGCUCGCCCUCCAACGCAGAGGUCGCCUCCGUGCGCGUACACGUCCUCAAUGGCGAGCGGCCGGCGGCGAUGCAGACGGGCUCCGCGGGGCUGUCGAACAGCUCGUGCUGCAUCCUGGCGCUGUUGUUCGCGUCGGCGCUGCACGCGCGCCUGCUCGCCGCGCUGCUCGCCAGCUGAUCGCCGCCUCUCGCGUAGUUUGUUUCGGCACCGAGGACUCUUCGCGGUGACGCGCGACUAGGGAACGCUCCACAUUCCUUGCACGGGACUUUGCCUUUACGAUUUACACGAGAUUGCGAUAUCACUUGCUGUAUCUCCGGCCAAGGAAGCCGGAGUAAGUUGAGUGGGUUGUGUUGAGUUUACGCUCCGUGCGCACGCGACGACCGCGAACCGUCGUGACUUCGCGAAACACGUGCGAGGGUAUCGAGCCCAAUAAAUUUUACGAAGUUUUUUGUCUAAAUAAAUCUUUAAGCGAAAACGUAGUUUUCGGCGAGUAAAUGAAACUAAUAUAAAAAGGUUAGACACGUAAUUGUAAGAUUUUUAUGAGAAGCUAAUAAUAAUAUAUAGUAGCGUCAAAUCACUGUGAUUAAUGUCUCACGCCCCGCCCCCGUCGUCCGCACUCCCCGCGCCUCAUCCUUCGUCUAAUCGUGUCAUUUUGUCCCGAAGAUAUGGUGAAGGUCGUGGUGACCUGUCGCCGGCGGCGACCUCUGCUUCUGCUGCAUUCGCUUCAUGUGUCACGUAAAAGUAAACCAUCAUUCCUGCGCUUUUCGUUGGCCGAGAUCCAUCCCAAAUCUACCUGCGCCCCCUCGCUGACCCCGCACCCGCAGUCCCCUGUAAAUAACAGCUUCCUCUUCUACGUUUCGAUAGAGUCACCAUUCAUAAGUUAAGUCGAGACGGGCUCCAAGUUUUUCUCCUCGGAGAUUGUAAAUACUUAAUACGAUAAAUGUUAAAAUGAUGAGAUUUAUAAUUACGUUACAUGAAUGCGAGAUGUUUGUCCGAGUAGUAUACAGAGAGAAUGCGACGUUUGUUUAUGAUGUUUAUAUAUUGACACGAACUAGCACAAAAAUUCAAAUGUUUAUUUAUGUUUAAUAUAAUUCCUUAUCAUUGUUUAAUGGAAACUAUGUUUAAUUCCAACAUCUGUUAACUCCAGCGCAACGCGUUUAAGCGUAUUAUUUAUUUGUAUUCGUUAUAUUUAUUCACAUCGGCGAUAAGGUGACAACAACAUACCAUUAUCGAAAUAUCUACAAACACACGAUGAUUGCGCAAGAAUUUAAAAAACCUGUCAUGAGUUUACAAAAAACAUAAAUAAUUUACAAAAUUUAAUUUAUUUAAUGUAAAAUACCAAACUGAAUAGUUAAGAGAUUUUGUCACUUCAUCGUCAUGUGCACUGAACAGUGAAUGGAAUUAAAUGGAAUUUUGUAAUUUCCACUUUAUAGAUUAAUUGGUUGAUAUAAGACGGUCGGAAGAUCCUAAUUUUAUUGCAAACAGCUACUUUUACCUGACGAACAUACGUUUGGAGUGUAAUUGUUAAUAUCAAAAUAACCCAAAGA